Oppiella nova is the source of this 1254-nucleotide messenger RNA. The record is from the annotation of a GenBank genome assembly. Lineage: Eukaryota; Metazoa; Arthropoda; Arachnida; Sarcoptiformes; Oppiidae.
GUGUCCGUACAGAACAGUCGCACGAACUUUAUCUUACGCUUGCAUACUAUCACUCGAUUAGAGUCGAAACUUUUUCAAAGUUUUCAAAGUUUUUAUUUGAAUCCCAAUAAUCAAAACUAUCGCUACAAUGACCGCAACCGUGGCCUCAGUUGUUGACUCGCAGUCAGAUGUGCCGCGAAAAACCAUUUCUAAGACUUCUGAACACAGAAGAGCCACAAAACCAAUUAUGGAGAAGAAAAGGAGAGCCCGUAUUAACAACUCGUUGAAUGAGCUCAAAGUCCUCAUUCUGGACGCUCUCAACAAAGACCCGUCCCGUCACUCAAAGCUCGAAAAGGCCGACAUUCUCGAGAUGACUGUCCGACACUUGCAAAGCGUUCAGAGACAACAAAUGGCUUCUGCCAUCUCGACUGACCCGUCUGUCCUCAACAAAUACAGGGCCGGCUUUAACGAGUGCGCCACAGAAGUGGGCCGUUAUAUCGGUCGCGUCGAUGGCGUCGAAAAUACUCUUCGGCAACGAAUUCUAAACCAUUUGAACGCUUGUGUCACAAGUCUUAACACUGCGGCGAAUAUGGCCUCCAAUUCAUACGGCAAUCAGUCGAGGACUGGUAAUGCCUUCCCGGGAAUGAUGCCUCCCAACAACUCCCCGUUUGGCAACAAUACCCCACUUCACGUCCAAAUCCCAAUCCCCGCGGCAACCGCUGCCGCCAUCGCCGCCGGAAUUUUCCCCAAUUCUGGUCUCAAUAACAUCGGUUCCCAUUCGGGUGACAUUAACAACAACAUCGCGUCACCACUCAUGACCGCUGGACUCACCAUUGAUAACAAGGCUAACAUCCAUACGCCCCCUUCAUCGGCCUCCUCCACCUCCUCCUCGCACUUUACAUUCUCACUGCCACUACACCAGUGCUCUCCCCCUCUCAACCAUCACUUACUUCCCUUCCACCACAACCUCAACGUGAAUAUCAAUCAAAACAUAACUUCCAGCCAAUCAGCCAUUGGUUUGAGACACGGAUCGACCGGAUCGUGGAGUCAUAACUCAUGCCUGGAGUCACCGUUGGGUCAGAGCUCCAUCAGUCCAGUGGGCAGUUCUGUGGGCAGCGAACAGUUGAGUCCAUCUGGAAGUGAUGCCGACGUAGAGAUGGUUUUCGCUGGUCAUCACAACUCAUUGAAUGGUGACAGCGUUUGGAGGCCCUGGUAGUGGUCUUGUCCACAGCCCUCACAAUCAAAUCCAACUAUAGAUCUCUAUUAUGUAUAUUA